CCCUCUCUCUCUCUCCCUGUGUCGCUUAAACAACAGUCCUAACUUUUGUGUGUUGCAAAUAUAAAAGGCAAGCCAUGUGACAGAGGGACAGAAGAACAAAAGCAUUUGGAAGUAACAGGACCUCUUUCUAGCUCUCAGAAAAGUCUGAGAAGAAAGGAGCCCUGCGUUUCCCCCCAAAGCUGUGCAGCAGAUCUCGCGAUGAUGGAUUGCAAGUGGAAAGAGUAAGACAAGACUCGGGGGGGGGCCUACAAAGGACAAUGACAACCAGAAAGCUUCAGCCGGAUCCUGUCCUUUGCUCGAAAGGGACUGGAUCCUAGGAGGCGAAGGCAUUUCCCAUUCCUAGUCCUCUGCCUCCCUCUGCUGUCCCUUCUCCGAAGUUUUUCCUUACAACAAUGAGAAAUCAUGUACUAGCUGCAUCCUUUUCUAUGCUCUCCCUGCUGGCGCUAAUGGGAGAUACGGACAGCAAAACGGACAGCUCCUUCAUGAUGGACUCGGACCCUCUACGCUGCAUGAGGCAUCACUAUGUUGAUUCUAUCAGUCACCCAUUGUACAAGUGUAGCUCGAAGAUGGUGCUUCUGGCCAGGUGCGAGGGGCACUGCAGCCAGGCGUCACGCUCUGAGCCCUUGGUGUCCUUCAGCACUGUCCUCAAGCAGCCUUUUCGCUCCUCCUGUCACUGCUGCCGGCCUCAGACCUCCAAGUUGAAGGCACUGCGCCUGCGCUGUUCCGGGGGCAUGCGGCUCACGGCCACCUACCGGUACAUCCUCUCCUGUCACUGUGAGGAGUGCAGCUCGUGAGGCCUCCCACUGAGUGGCUUCUGGAUGAGACCACCUCCUCCCUCACCGAGCCAGUUCAACAGGCCAGGGAAGGACUGGCAAGAAAAGAGUUAAGGGAAAGAAAGAAAGAAA
This is a messenger RNA of Enhydra lutris kenyoni (northern sea otter), 905 nucleotides long. RefSeq names its product NDP, norrin cystine knot growth factor (gene NDP). NCBI's taxonomy places the organism in Eukaryota, Metazoa, Chordata, Mammalia, Carnivora, Mustelidae. The record is from RefSeq and is a predicted model, not a curated record. The transcript has 3 exons. Gene Ontology annotation, biological process: Wnt signaling pathway. The coding region runs from base 393 to 794 and encodes 133 amino acids.